GUACAAAUCCGUGGUAUUUUAUAAAGCCGGAGACCCGGAGGAAAUUACUUUGAUACUUUGAUCAACGGGUGUCGCAUCGCGGACAUCGGGUGAUUGUGUCUCUUGUCUCUUCGUAAAGCUUUCAACUCGUUUUCAAAUCCAAAAUCAUGAGGGAAUGCAUUUCCGUCCACAUUGGCCAAGCCGGUGUCCAGAUCGGCAACGCCUGUUGGGAACUCUACUGUCUGGAACAUGGGAUUCAACCCGAUGGCCAAAUGCCCUCCGACAAGACAAUCGGAGGCGGAGACGACUCUUUCAACACCUUUUUCAGCGAAACUGGCGCCGGAAAACACGUCCCGAGGGCCGUUUUUGUCGACUUGGAGCCAACAGUCGUCGACGAAGUCCGAACCGGUACAUACCGCCAACUCUUUCAUCCGGAACAACUAAUAACCGGCAAAGAAGAUGCAGCUAAUAAUUACGCUCGUGGUCAUUACACCAUCGGAAAAGAGAUCGUGGAUGUCGUCUUGGACCGGAUACGUAAACUCGCAGAUCAAUGCACCGGAUUGCAAGGUUUUCUCGUUUUCCAUUCGUUCGGUGGAGGCACCGGCUCAGGCUUCACUUCCCUGUUGAUGGAAAGAUUAUCCGUUGACUACGGCAAAAAAUCGAAACUCGAAUUUUCGAUUUACCCCGCACCUCAAGUUUCCACUGCCGUCGUGGAACCUUACAAUUCGAUUUUGACCACUCACACCACCUUGGAGCACUCCGAUUGUGCCUUCAUGGUCGACAAUGAAGCCAUCUACGACAUUUGUCGCCGAAACUUGGACAUCGAACGCCCGACUUACACCAACCUGAACCGAUUAAUCGGCCAAAUCGUAUCGUCAAUCACCGCUUCUUUGCGCUUUGACGGCGCUUUGAACGUUGACUUGACCGAAUUCCAGACCAACUUGGUGCCUUACCCUCGCAUCCACUUCCCCUUAGCCACCUACGCUCCGGUGAUCUCGGCCGAAAAAGCCUACCAUGAGCAACUAACCGUCGCGGAAAUCACCAACGCGUGCUUUGAACCCGCCAAUCAAAUGGUCAAAUGUGACCCACGUCAUGGUAAAUACAUGGCUUGCUGCAUGUUGUACCGUGGAGAUGUGGUCCCGAAGGACGUCAAUGCGGCGAUUGCCACCAUCAAGACCAAACGUACCAUUCAGUUUGUUGACUGGUGUCCAACUGGGUUCAAAGUUGGUAUCAACUACCAGCCACCCACUGUCGUGCCAGGAGGUGACUUGGCCAAGGUACAACGUGCUGUUUGCAUGUUGUCCAAUACCACUGCCAUCGCUGAAGCUUGGGCCAGGUUGGACCAUAAAUUCGACUUGAUGUACGCCAAACGUGCUUUCGUCCACUGGUAUGUGGGUGAAGGUAUGGAAGAAGGUGAAUUCUCUGAAGCUCGUGAGGAUUUGGCUGCUCUUGAGAAGGACUACGAGGAGGUCGCAGUCGAUUCGAUUGAAGGCGAAGGGGACGAAGGCGACGAAUAUUGAACACACCAUCAAGUGCAUUUCAAUUUUUACUAAUAUUUAUUAAUGCUUUUGUAGUUUUGUAUAAGUCAAUAUCCGAUAAAAGCACUUUUAUCCAAUAAACCUUUGCAAUAAAA
Molecule: messenger RNA, 1612 nt
Organism: Tribolium castaneum (red flour beetle)
Lineage: Eukaryota; Metazoa; Arthropoda; Insecta; Coleoptera; Tenebrionidae
Product: tubulin alpha 1-like protein
Exons: 4
Coding region: 147-1499 (450 amino acids)
Biological process (GO): mitotic cell cycle; microtubule cytoskeleton organization
Cellular component (GO): microtubule; cytoplasm
Molecular function (GO): structural constituent of cytoskeleton; GTP binding
Source: RefSeq, a predicted model, not a curated record